Molecule: messenger RNA, 2496 nt
Organism: Paramacrobiotus metropolitanus
Lineage: Eukaryota; Metazoa; Tardigrada; Eutardigrada; Parachela; Macrobiotidae
Product: inactive phospholipase C-like protein 2
Exons: 9
Coding region: 1034-2263 (409 amino acids)
Biological process (GO): intracellular signal transduction; lipid metabolic process
Molecular function (GO): phosphoric diester hydrolase activity
Source: RefSeq, a predicted model, not a curated record
CGAUCCGGACGCGGGUCCGGCCGUUUUGCAUGCGCACAAAGCAUACUGUAGUUGGCCUAGUGCAUUUAAUCGUUGAUGGGCGACCAGUGCUAUCCUGCGCCUCUGGAACUUUGUUGCGGCAAUAUCCCCGCACAGUACACUGCGUGUGGCACAGUAAGCCUGUCUGAACGGGACUUCUGAAACGAGGAUCCAGUAGACAUACGCCGAAAAAAGUGAACGAGCGGCGGUCCAAAGUUGGGAUGAACAUGUAUAUGUGUACGUUGGGUCGUGUGUAUGCCGGCAGUAAAGAUAGCGCAUCUGCAUAUUUUUAGUCCUCAUUGACUGUCAAUGCUAAAUUGCCGCGAUAUUGCUGAAGUAUGCAGCUGUUCUGUACAUUGCCAGCUGACUGUCCGGAAAGGCUGCAGCAAAAAAAAGCAUACUUGUACGCGCCGCUGACAUGCUUCCUAAUCGCAAACUUUCAUCCAGCCAUAACGUAUGGCGUAGCGUAUAUGCACAGUGUUCUGCGUCGUGGCAUUUGUACUAUUCUUCUUUGAUCCGCGUAGCUGCAGCUGUGUUAGCGCAUGGUCGAUAGUGAUUCCCUGUCUGUCCCGUUGCAGCCUUGAUCGAAAUGUUUGUUUUAGGGAAAAAAUUCAGCAGAAGUUUAUUUUGCUAGCGCUGCACCAUCCACAAACUGACAACAUUUCGAUAGCUUUCGCUCAAAACACACGCCUCAUGUAAUACCUUCGCAGUUUCAAGUUGGAUAUAUAUGCGAUUAUCGCGGAGUUUCGUAGUAGUGAGAUGCAUGCGUGCGAUUGACAGUUUAUGGCAAAAACGGCAAAAUUGCUGCACUGUGCCGGUGUGCGGCUUUUAUUCUUCUAAUUGGCUCUUAUUGUUGGAUGGUGUAUUGCUUUAUUCGCAUUUGGUUUGCUGUGGACGCAGCUUGGGAAUCUGUUGUCAAUUAGAACGGAUUAAAAACUUGAAUGCAUGGUACAAAUGCCGCUGUAUUACGCAUUGUGGAACAACGUGACGGUAUCUUGCGUGGAGGGCGUACAUCAUGGAUCAGGCGUCCGAUAAACUAAUUAAUGACGGACAUCGUGUCGGCGAUUUCGUCGAUGACACUUCCGCUAACAGGAAGCCGACUAAUGUUGUUGCUCUUCAAGAAGAGAUAAACCACCAAACUUCUCAAAAAGAUAGGCGGGACAAUCACUUUCCACCGGAGCGAAGUGAAUCGCGGGAAAGUGGAAUAACACGCCGUAGCAGCAUUAUGAAGGACAAUCGGCCGCGGAAUCGUGUUAAGAAGACGGUUUCCUUCACGAGUAUGCCCAGUGAGAAAAAAAUUACGAGCGUUGCUGACUGCUUGGCAUUCAUGACACGCGGAACGAAACUGAUAAAAGUUCGGUCGAAUUCAAGACAGUAUUGGAGAACGUUUACUCUCGAUACGGACAGAUCGGCCAUUCGGUGGACUCCCACAUCUAAAAAGCCGGACUUGGCUAAAGUCUCCAUAGCUUCAAUGAAGGAGAUCCUUAUUGGCAAGCGCACGGAAGUCUUUCGCAACCGUGACGCGGCGGAUUGCGCCGGAGAGUGUGCAUUUUCCGUGGUGUACGGUGAUGAUUAUGAAUCGCUGGAUUUAUUGGCCAGCAGUCCGGACGAAGCCAACAUUUGGGUGACUGGAUUAAUGGCCUUAAUGGUGUCGCUCAAUGGAUCGUCUGUGCAUAAUCUCAAUUCCAACCACUUGGGCUACGACGAGCGCGACGCGUGGCUGUCGGAAUGCUUCCAGUCGGUGGCCGAUGUCUUUGACACCGACAAAACUUUGUCGGAAGAUCAAGUUGCCGCAUUAAUCGCUGAUUUAUGCCCCACUCUGCCACUUAGUAAAAUUAAACAGCGGAUAAAAGAAUUUCAAAGUACAAAAGUGGACGAAGGGUUAACAUCCAUCGAUAUGAACGCGUUCAUCGAGAUCUACAAGGAGCUGGCCACCCGACCGGAAAUCUACCAUCUGCUCAUUAGGUAUGCAAAUAAGGAAUACAUGACCGUGGAUGAUCUAACGACGUUCCUGGAGUCAGAGCAAGGCAUUACUAACGCUUCGCGAGAGUAUGCAGUUGAUGUGAUAGAGCGUUUCGAGCCAUCUGCUGCGUCAAGGUCCAAUUCCCAUCUUCACAUUGAGGGGUUAACGCGGUUUCUCCUGUCGGACGAGUGCGACAUAUUUGACCCGGUGCACCGCGUUGUUUGUCAGGAUAUGACACAGCCGCUUCCGCAUUAUUUUAUUGCUUCCUCCCACAACACGUAGGUCACAGAACAGCAAAGCUCUUUAAUGGACAUUCGUAAUUGUUUCUGCAAUAUUGCGGUCGUACAUAAUCACACACAUGUUAUCACAGAAGUUAAAUCGCACACACGGCAUUGUGGUUUAUCAUUUAAUCCUUCUUCUUAAAACUUUUUAACAGAAUGCUUUAUAACACUGCUAUGAAAAUUAAAGCAGGUAUUAAUUGGCCCUGUGCAGAUCAUAUCUGUGCGACGAUAAGC